Messenger RNA from Heterobasidion irregulare TC 32-1, 153 nucleotides. RefSeq lists its product as uncharacterized. The transcript has 2 exons. The record is from RefSeq and is a predicted model, not a curated record. The coding region runs from base 1 to 153 and encodes 50 amino acids. NCBI's taxonomy places the organism in Eukaryota, Fungi, Basidiomycota, Agaricomycetes, Russulales, Bondarzewiaceae.
AUGCUCAUGGCCAUGAGCGUUUCACACAUGCGCAGCCGGUCCCCCCCGCCCGCGCGAUCAUUUCUGUUGUGGCUAGAUACAGGAGCGCACCGGAUGAGGGCAAAGAAUUUUUGUAUCCUCCUCGAGCGGUCGCUCAUGUAUACUUUGCUCUAA